Molecule: messenger RNA, 1806 nt
Organism: Acanthopagrus latus (yellowfin seabream)
Lineage: Eukaryota; Metazoa; Chordata; Actinopteri; Spariformes; Sparidae
Gene: ccsapa
Product: centriole, cilia and spindle-associated protein a
Exons: 4
Coding region: 158-1018 (286 amino acids)
Biological process (GO): regulation of mitotic spindle assembly
Cellular component (GO): centriole; ciliary transition zone; ciliary basal body
Molecular function (GO): microtubule binding
Source: RefSeq, a predicted model, not a curated record
AUUUAAGCUAGCUUAGCUUGUCGCUCCGGCCGUUGGCCGUCAGUUAGAGAAGCAGCGGGGCGAUGCUCGUCGUGUGUCCGCGGCUCUGAAGGGACAGAACCGGACCGGACCGCUCUGGGAUGAGUUCUGGAAUCAGACACGAGCAGUAACGAGCGCCAUGGUGACCAAAAAGAUCCGGACCGAGUACAUGAAGAAGUUCAGGGAUCCCAAGUGGGAGACGUUUUCCAAAUGCUACGAGGACUCUCUGAAGUACCGUCUGACCCGGCGGGUGAUGGAGCAUUCCCACAAGCCCUGGUUCUGGGAGGGCUGGGACAGCGGCUCCGACUCCAGCGGCUGGUCCACUCCGAGGCUGACCAGGAACAAAAUCGUCCCCCUGUCCCUCCCACCGCCGCCGCUGUGCUCGGAGGUGAAGCAGAGGUUGUCCAGCCCCUCCAAACCUCCAGAGGACGGAGAGACGGAGGGCGGAGCUGGUGAGGCAGCAGUCGAUGCUGCACCUGCUGCAGAAAACGGCGUGAAUGAAACCAGCGGCGGUUCGAUGGUCGCGGCUGCAAACAGCAGCGGCCCCUCGGACGACACGGAGACGGACAACGGUCCCGCCGACACGCCGUCAUCUGACGGCGAGCCUGUGAAUCCGGCACCCAAGCGCCGCCACCGCCGCCGCACCCCAAGGUCUGAACCGGGACACCGCGACAGUUCCCAUGACGACAAACCGGUUGUCGUACGCAAACCGCCGAGAGCGAAGAGCCAACCGCCAAUCAGCUCCAAGGAGAUCCGACGGUCGUCGAGCCGGCUGGACUGGACCGAGAGACCGGCGGAGGUCCGGAGGACGCCGAAUGAGACCAACACGUCCGACGCCUGCGUUCAGACCCGGCGGGACACCGACAAACGGGGCUCCAACCUGGACCGGCGGCGGGCUCGGUCAGCUGACCUGGAGAAGAUGAGGCGGUCGCAGCUGACGGUGGUGGACGACCGCUGGAUGACGGAGUACAUGCGCUGCUUCUCCGCCCGGCUGAGGUAGAGACGGGAUCCUCCCCCGACCCGACUCCUGAAAACCAGGUUUCCUUAUAGGAGAGCAGAUACGAGACGGAGCGGCAGGGUUAGAUUAUUCAGCUGAACCAACAACAGAACCACGUCGUCUCGUCACAGUCCAACAGAACCGCCGAGAAGUCCAGACGUGGGCAGAGCUGCUGACAGAGAAUUCAAUUUGUUUUCAAAGUGAGGUGCUUCAAGUGUUUCGUCAUAAAGCCUAAAAAUGUUGCAGUAUUACUGGAGGCCGUAUCGUCCAGGUCUUGUUUUCAAGCUGGUUAUGAUUUAAAAGUGAAAUGAAACAAAAGAAGUCAGUUUGUUGAAGAGUUUAGUUUGAUGUUCAACAAGUUUUAAGUCUUCUGGAUGUCGUCUGAUAAUAAACUUUACUGAUAAACAAGGUUACAAAGUGCGUCACAGAAACUAAAGAAAUAAAACAGAAGGAUCAGAAAACAUCUUGGGAAGUCGAGUACGAGUAGAAUGAUAAAACUCAGUAACUGAUGAGAUCUGUGAGCGUUCUGGACAAAAAAGUGGAAAAAAAAACAGAAAGAGAAACUUGUCUACUGGAAAUGGGGGGAAAAAAUUGCAGCAUAAAAAUUCAAAGUUGUGACGUUUCUGUAAAAAAAAAGAAAAGAAAAAAGAAAACCUGCUAAAACAGAGAGAAUAUCGACACCUCAGAGUCUUUGACCUUCUACUCUACUAGGAACUAAAAGGCUCCUGCAGUUGUUUCCUGAGGACCCACAAACAUGCAGCAAAUUAAACACCUGAUGUCUAAAAAGGCAA